Messenger RNA from Cylas formicarius (sweet potato weevil), 990 nucleotides. Its product is annotated as neuroguidin. Bases 8 to 871 code for a protein of 287 amino acids. Lineage: Eukaryota; Metazoa; Arthropoda; Insecta; Coleoptera; Brentidae. Gene Ontology annotation, cellular component: nucleolus; small-subunit processome. The transcript has a single exon. The record is from RefSeq and is a predicted model, not a curated record. Gene Ontology annotation, biological process: maturation of SSU-rRNA from tricistronic rRNA transcript (SSU-rRNA, 5.8S rRNA, LSU-rRNA).
CGUUACGAUGGGACACAAAGAUCUUCCGCAGGCUUUGGCCCUUUUAAGUGAUAUGAAUACCAGUGUGCAGCAUGUGGCUACGCUGGUCGACAAUAUGAUUCUUAAAGUAAGAAGUGGCGAAUUAUCUACCCAACACGGCCUUAGUUUUUUGGAAAUGAAGUAUAACUUGCUCUUAAGUUAUUUAAUAAAUUUAACUUACGUGGUGCUUCGCAAAUGUAGCGGAGAACAAAUUGAAAAUGACCCCUGCAUCGAUAGGUUAGUUGAAAUUCGCACUGUUCUUGAAAAGAUAAAACCUAUUGAUCAAAAAUUAAAAUACCAAAUUGAUAAGCUGGUGAAGACUGCAGUAACUGGUACCAGAAGCGACGAUCCCUCGUUAUUUAAAGCAAACCCUGAUAAUCUGUUGGGUAAAGAUGCUGAUGACUCUUCGGAAAGUGAAGACGAAACACCUAGUAAAGAAGAGAAAGGCAAAGUGGGAGUAUAUCAACCUCCAAAGUUGUCUGCGGUUCAUUAUACUGGAGACGAAUCGAUACAGGAAAAAAACAAACGCCUUCAAGAAAAGAACAGAAGGCAUCACUUAUCCAACUCCAUUAUGCAAGACCUUCGGGAAGAAUACUUGGAUGCUCCCAUCGAGGUGUCUCAGGGUAGCAGGGCCCAACAAAUAUUAUCGAAGGAGCAAAGGGAAAUACAGGAAUAUGAAGAGGAAUACUUCACUAGGUUGCCAGUUACAAAAUCGGAUAAACAUAGACGUCGACAGUUGUCAACUUUAACUGCUUUGGGAGACGAAAUUACGAGUUUCGGUGGGUCUUCGGCUGCCAAAAGAAAGAAGAAAAUAAAGUUCAAAGGCGGAAAAAUGAAAAAGAAACGUUUUUAAUGUGAUUAAAUUUAUAGCAGUAACUGUGAGGUUUUUGUUAAUUAAAAUUAAAUAUAAAUUAAUUAAUAAUAAUAAUUAAAUAUAUAAAAUUCAACUCUUAAAGUAAAUAACCAUUUAUU